AUGGUGCCCGGAGUGCUCGCUACCGUCUUCCUCUCUGGCCUCCUGGGCUCGCUCUCGGAAGGAGUCCCAGGGCCUGACAGUCUGUGGCUGUGCCAGCCGGCGCCCCGGUGCGGGGACCAGGUCUACAACCCCCUGGAGCAGUGCUGUGAUGAUGACACCAUCCUGCCCCUGAACCGGACCCGCCUCUGUGGCCCCCACUGCCGCUACUGGCCCUGCUUCCAGCGCUGCUGCCUGGAGUCCGUGGGCUCGCAGACUGACAGGGUGGUGAGGCUUAAGCUCCCCGGCGUGAAGUCCGACUGUAGGACGUCCCCCAUCUCCAGGAUCUGCGCCCAGGAAAAGCCCCUGACCGGACCUCUGCUGGAUUCCACCUCAUCUACACCAGCCUGGAGAGCCGAUGCAGGUCGCCCCAGACUCUGA
Molecule: messenger RNA, 417 nt
Organism: Lepus europaeus (European hare)
Lineage: Eukaryota; Metazoa; Chordata; Mammalia; Lagomorpha; Leporidae
Product: insulin growth factor-like family member 4
Exons: 4
Coding region: 1-417 (138 amino acids)
Molecular function (GO): signaling receptor binding
Source: RefSeq, a predicted model, not a curated record